AUGGCAACAACUCACGGGCAGAUUGAGGCAACAGCCACUGGAUGGUCUCGAGAAGAGGUCUUGCAGCGCAUCGCCGACUUGGCCGCCGAGUUCUUGGACUGCUUGUCGGACGGCAAGGUGCUCGAUCUUGAGGCUUUGAAGCGGAACUCGUCUGCGAUGAAGUACGACCACGAGACAAAGCAGCAGUUUCACGGCAAUGAGACGCGUCUGAUCAAGCUGAACCGACAAGGCGGCAGGCGAUACACGGGGAUCUGGCUGAUCUUGCAGACGGUGCAUGCGCUGCUGACCGAGCACAAGACAGCAACCCAGCGAGAUGUUUACUAUUUGCACCCGUUCUUUAGAGGCCAGAGUGAAGCUGACGAAGCCAUUCUAGAUGCCGGCAGCAUUUUGGGCGUGCCACGAGGAUGCAUGAAUAUUGUCGGUGCAUCUAAAGGGUGCUUCACUGGUGACAUUAGCCUUAUCAGAGAUAAUCAAUGGAGGUACUUUGGCAGUGGAGAAGAGGUUUCCAUUACUCAAGAGCUGUUGCAGCUCAAGCCUAGCGAGAUGCACAGUAACGCAAAGUGCAUUAUUGUUAUCGAGAAAGAUGGGAUCUUCAAUCGAUUAAGGGAGGACAAGUUUUUUGUGGCGGUCCCUAGCAUCUUGAUCACUGGCCGUGGAUUUCCAGAUCUAGCUACAAGAAUGUUCGUGAGUCAAUUGAGCAAGACUUUCGACAUCCCGGUUCUCGGUCUUUGCGACUGCAAUCCGUUUGGCCUCUCAAUCAUGCUAACAUACAAGCUAGGGUCUGCUCGGAUGCCCUUAGAAUCACUGCAAUACGCUGUAGAUGUUAAGUGGGUCGGUCUCCGUCCGUCACAAGCUACGAGCUUGGGCUUGCCGUUGUCGUCCCUGAAAGCGCUGACACGUAAGGAUACAGCUGUAGCGGAAUCCUUACUGCGUGCAAGCUUUGUUCAGGCUACUGAAGCUUACAAGGAAGAAGUCCAAAUGUGGCUUGGGGAUACCCUGCCAUGGAAAAUCGAGCUCGAAGCUCUUUACAUUUUCGGUUUUACGUAUCUGACUUCCUUCCUUCGAGACUGCAUCCAGAACAGCAAUUAUCUAUGA
Messenger RNA from Peronospora matthiolae, 1095 nucleotides. Lineage: Eukaryota; Oomycota; Peronosporomycetes; Peronosporales; Peronosporaceae. The record is from the annotation of a GenBank genome assembly.